GUGGCAAACUAUGGCAAACGGUAACCAAUUGACAAGUAUGGCCAAAUGUAGCUAAGUUCCACCGAGCGGAAAUGUUUAAAAAAGGCGAUUAUUCUAUUAGCCAAUUUCAUGAAUAACCAAAGGUAUUGUGCUCGAUCGAUGCCAACAAUUUUAGAGACUAAGUGCCUUUAAAUUAUCGUCUCCGCAUUACCGGCACUGCAAUUCAGAUGUACGAGAAUGGCUAAGCAAGGAAUCGUUCAGAAAAGUUUAAUGAAAUGUAAUAUUUUGGAAAACACGGUGGCUCCUUUAGUGGAGCGUCAAAAAGAACUGUUGAUAGCUCUUGAAAAUGAAGUUAGUUCCUGGGAUGUUGAGAAUACAAAAAACGCUGUACAGCGGGCCGCACCAGUUUGCGAGUCGUACUCCCAUAGCGGUCGGAUUGAAACUAGCGACGAGUUACUGCGAUGUUAUGGGGAGCUAGAAAGAAGGUAUAUGUAUGGAGAAGAUACAAAAUAUGCUUUGGUUCUGGAGCAACUUACAUGUAGGAAAGCAGAGUUGGACGAAUUAUGUAUUCGUGUAGAUGGAGUUCUGGAAGAGCUAUCGACAUUCAUUCAACGGUAUACGACGGUUUCUGAUAAAACAACACCUCUUUAUGUGGCCAGUGAACAACUCAUCUCCGAUCAAAAGGUAUUGAAGUGCUUAGUCGAUGGCAUUACGGAACGCGUAAAGUACUUUAAAGCCGUCGAUUAUAUCAUGGAGAAAUUAAAUGCACCAAUGUUAUCUGUAAAUAGUGAUGUGUUUUUUACUAUACUGAAUGAUAUCGACACUAAUAUGGACUUUAUAGAAAAUAAUACAUCCUUCAGGGAGAGCAAUUCUUAUUUGGUCAAGUACAAACAUUGUCAGUCAAAAGCAAUAACUCUUAUACGACAUUAUUUAUUUAAUUUAUUUACUAAUGCAACGGAAAGUAUUCUUCAUCCUAAGGAGGAUCAUUCUGCCCCUAAGAAUUCGGAUGCCACGUUGGCUUUAUUCUAUGGAAGGUUCCAGACCAUUUUACCUAAGGUAAAAGCAAUCGUCGAACAGGUCGAAGCAAAGUCAUAUAAGAGGCCUGAGUAUGAUAAUCUGUUAGUCGAGUGUCAGCAGCAUUAUCUACAUCAACGCGGAAUGGUAUUAGGACCAAGCGUUCAAAAUGCUUUGCAGUCCGUCAAAGAAACUUACAAUGGCGAUCAUUGCAGCUUGGUGAGAAACUCUUGUGCCUUGCUGUUGCACGCGUCGAUCGACGAACACAGAUUGUUCUAUCAGUUUUUCUCCAAGCCUGCUUCUGGACUCGAAGAUUACCUUGAGAAUCUGUGCAUCUCGUUGUACGAUAUGCUCAAACCCUUUGUGGUAAAUAUCAAUCAUUUGGAAACAUUGGCUGAGAUUUGCUGUAUAUUUAGAAUUGAAAUGUUAGAUGAACACGUGCAAACCAAUCUGGAACCUCUGCAAGGUUUUGGUAAUGUGUGUUUACAACUGUUGCACGAUACAAGAGAAAGACUGAUCUAUCGUGCCCAUUUGUAUCUGCGUUCGGACAUCUUAAAUUACAAUCCAUCACCUGGAGACUUGGCAUACCCGGAUAAAUUGAAAUUAAUGGAGGAUAUAGCGGAAUCGAUACGCGAAGAAACUCGACAAACAAGAUUAAAGAGGAUUUCAUUGUCGUCAUUGGACACUACUUCUUCGGACUUGACAUCGCGAAAUCAUCUCGUGAUGGAUCCUCUGUAUCAAAAACCUCACGUUGGUAAUUCACCAGCCGAUUUGCACGGCAUGUGGUAUCCUACCGUUCGGCGGACGCUGGUUUGCUUAUCGAGGCUUUAUCGAUGCGUCGACAGACCGGUUUUCCAAUCAUUGAGCCAGGAGGCUAUUACUUUGUGCGUACAAAGCGUAGAAAGUGCAGCACAGAAAAUUCAAGGAAGAGCUACGUUAUUGGAUGCAGAACUUUUUCAAAUAAAACACCUAUUGAUACUUCGAGAACAAAUUGCUCCCUUUCAAGUAGAUUUUACCGUUAAGGAGUAUAGCUUGGAUUUUUCCAAAGUAAAAACUGCCGCUUUCAGCUUAUUGGAGAAACGCUCGAGAUUGUUUAGUUUAUCUAAUAACGCACUUCUGGAGUUCUUAUUAGAGAGUGCACCGCAAAUGAAAGAACAGUUGAUUGAUUCGAGGAAGCACGUGGACACAAGACUUAAAUCUAGCUGUCAGCGAUUGAUCGCGUAUGUGACGAACUUAAUUGUGAACCCAAUUACGGUAUUCUUGGAUGAAUCAAAGUUGUGUAUCGAUCCGAAUGGCACGAGUCGUUUGCGGCAACAUCCGUGUAGUGGUGUCGAAAAGGUGGCGGAACUGGUACGCGAAACGUUGCGUCUAAUCAAGUUUAAACUACCGAGCAUUCAGCAGUCAUUGCAGUUGUACCUUGCCAAUAGAGAGACCGAGUGUAUCUUGUUUAGGCCAAUAAAGAACAAUAUCGUAGCUACUUUUACUCAGCUGGCACAGUUGAUAAACAGUCAUUAUAACGAAGAAGAAUUAUCAGUCAUUGCAUGCCCACUGCCUGAGCAAGUUUCCGUCAUGCUUAGUUCGAGCAGUCUGGUGCAAGAGAAGGGAACGCAUAAUGUGGAAAAAGAUAUACCGGUGGAAAGUCGGCAUCCUGUUGAUAAUUCUCUAUCUAGUUACGCAAAUCAGGGUGAAACUCAAAAUUUGGAGAAAAGAAUGGACAUGAUAGGAUCGCUAGAAACUUUCUCCAAAGAUACUCCGGAUGAACAGUAGUCAAAAAUUCUUUAUUGCAUACGUGGCGAACACAUACAUAAGAAACCGUUACGUUAAUAUUUCUGUGAGAGGUAAGGUGUAAUCGGAUAUAAAUAGUAGAAGUAUGUUAAUGUUAAACUCAGUGCAACGUAUCGGAACGUCAAGUUUCCUUAUACUCUUUGGAAACUUUGUGAAAAAAAAAUGUUGUCUCCUUUCCGAGUUCUAUGUAAAUAUGUAGACAUCGUAUACCUUAGGACACGCAUUUUGUAAUACGAUUUUCAAGCUCGAUACUCCAGGUGACUACAAAUAUAGUAUUUUUACAUAAUUCAAACCAAGAUGUACAGAUUGAUGAUCGAUGUGGAGGAAUAGAUUGUUUAAUGAAAAAAACAAAAUA
Orussus abietinus is the source of this 3133-nucleotide messenger RNA. It is a transcript of the gene Cog3, whose product is annotated as conserved oligomeric Golgi complex subunit 3. Lineage: Eukaryota; Metazoa; Arthropoda; Insecta; Hymenoptera; Orussidae. Bases 217 to 2760 code for a protein of 847 amino acids. The transcript has a single exon. Gene Ontology annotation, biological process: Golgi organization; intra-Golgi vesicle-mediated transport; intracellular protein transport. The record is from RefSeq and is a predicted model, not a curated record. Gene Ontology annotation, cellular component: cis-Golgi network; membrane; COG complex.